Messenger RNA from Arvicola amphibius (Eurasian water vole), 1122 nucleotides. RefSeq names its product forkhead box L2 (gene Foxl2). Bases 1 to 1122 code for a protein of 373 amino acids. Gene Ontology annotation, biological process: anatomical structure morphogenesis; cell differentiation; regulation of transcription by RNA polymerase II. NCBI's taxonomy places the organism in Eukaryota, Metazoa, Chordata, Mammalia, Rodentia, Cricetidae. The transcript has a single exon. Gene Ontology annotation, molecular function: DNA-binding transcription factor activity, RNA polymerase II-specific; RNA polymerase II cis-regulatory region sequence-specific DNA binding. The record is from RefSeq and is a predicted model, not a curated record.
AUGAUGGCCAGCUACCCCGAGCCCGAGGACGCCGCAGGGACCCUGCUGGCCCCGGAGAACGGGCGCACAGUCAAAGAGCCCGAGGCGCCGCCGCCGAGUCCGGGCAAAGGCGGCGGGACAGCACCAGAAAAGCCGGACCCAGCGCAGAAGCCCCCGUACUCGUACGUGGCGCUCAUCGCCAUGGCGAUCCGCGAGAGCGCCGAGAAGAGGCUCACCCUGUCCGGUAUCUACCAGUACAUCAUCGCCAAGUUCCCGUUCUACGAGAAGAACAAGAAGGGUUGGCAGAAUAGCAUCCGCCACAACCUCAGCCUCAACGAGUGCUUCAUCAAAGUGCCGCGCGAGGGCGGCGGCGAGCGCAAGGGCAACUACUGGACGCUCGACCCGGCUUGCGAGGACAUGUUCGAGAAGGGCAACUACCGGCGCCGCCGCCGCAUGAAGAGGCCCUUCCGGCCGCCGCCAGCGCACUUCCAGCCGGGAAAGGGGCUCUUCGGGUCGGGAGGAGCGGCGGGUGGCUGCGGCGUAGCGGGAGCGGGGGCGGAUGGCUAUGGCUACCUGGCGCCGCCCAAGUACCUGCAAUCGGGUUUCCUCAACAACUCCUGGCCCCUGCCGCAGCCGCCCUCGCCCAUGCCCUAUGCCUCCUGCCAGAUGGCUGCUGCUGCAGCAGCAGCUGCGGCAGCCGCUGCAGCAGCCGGCCCGGGCAGCCCCGGUGCAGCCGCGGUGGUCAAGGGGCUGGCUGGCCCCGCCGCUUCCUACGGGCCGUACUCGCGUGUGCAGAGCAUGGCGCUGCCGCCGGGCGUCGUGAACUCCUACAACGGCCUGGGAGGCCCUCCCGCCGCGCCCCCACCGCCGCCACCGCACCCCCACCCGCACCCUCACGCACACCAUCUGCACGCGGCCGCCGCACCCCCGCCAGCUCCGCCACACCACGGGGCUGCCGCGCCACCCCCGGGUCAGCUCAGCCCCGCCAGUCCGGCUACCGCUGCACCCCCAGCCCCCGCGCCCACCAGCGCGCCGGGCCUGCAGUUCGCCUGCGCCCGGCAACCCGAGCUCGCCAUGAUGCAUUGCUCUUACUGGGACCACGACAGCAAGACGGGAGCGCUGCACUCGCGCCUGGAUCUCUGA